AUGAAGAAGUGGUGGCGGACUGAAGCUUUACGAGAAGCGCAGCCGUCUGUUUUGAGCCGCGCCAACGGCAGCCGCGGCGCUGGAGUAUUCGUUGCUCCGCCUCACAGCCCCGACAACAAGAUUUGUAGCAAUGCCAGCGGCGGUGGGGACUCCUCCGCGGCGGCGGAUUCUGGAGAUCUUUUCGGUGGUAUGGAGGUUGUGCGCACACGCCACAGGAGGUCUGCCGCAAGUACGGCAGGGUCACACACGCCUCGUGGUGACUCCUCCGCUUCCGUGCAGAUGAAGGACUGCGUUCAACCGCUGACACCUGCGGCGGAGCCAAGCCCUUUUUUUAUGCGCUUUGAAAUGUCUCCGGGCGCCGUGCAGGAUGAGGAGGAGGCUCCGCAAGUGACGCAAAUGCGCCAGCGGCUGGAACGCUACUUUGAGUUGUACAAUCCAUCGAAGUUGUCGCAGGUGGAGGACACCAUAAAGGCGUUUAUGGGAAGGGAGGAGGAACUGUUUGUGCAGCUGGUCUCAAACUAUGGCCCGGAGCCUAACGAAUUGAAGGCGAGUGCCCUUCCGCGUGGGGAUAAACUGCCUCCGCCAGGCGCCGCGAGCGAGACGGAGUCGGCGUUUGACUUUAUCGCCAGCGGAGCGAAGAAACACCGCUGUGACAACCGCGAGGGCGUCGCUGCGAAUACGCCACUUGCGGCCGUCGUCUCUUCGUGCAUGCGUAGGGACGCUGCGGACUUGAAUCCGCGGCAAACGCCAGUGGAAGCUGCUCAUACGCUUCUUGACGACGGGGACGGCACCAAACCUGCGUUUGACUUUCUUGCGCCAAGAGAGGCUGGAGAGCCCUCAGGCUUUGACGUUGUGCCGCUCCCCGCCGUGGCCGGUGCCAAGCUGGCGCCUGAUUCCGCUGCCGAAGAAACCGACGGCGCAGCAGUAAGAAACGCAGAAGGCAUGCAUACGGAAGCAAAAACAGAAUCAGACGCAGCACCGCAUGUAUGUCGAAGUGCCUUGGAAUCCGACGAAGACAGCAAUGACAAGGAGGAGGACACCACCGUGGAGGAGAAUGUCAAGGCCUCCUGUAGCAGGGGUCACAAAUGCAGUGGGAGCAGCAGUAGUAGCCGCGAUAAAAUUACGGGUAGUGACGCGAAGAGCGGAACUGAGGCAAUCUGGGAUAUUCAGCGGCGUGAAGUUCAGGACUCGCAAGGUGACGUUCUCCUGGCCCGAGCGAACCUCUCACUCGUUUUGGAUGAGAUCCGUGCAUCCAUUGAGCGGCGUCGUGAGUGUAUGACUGCAGUGAGCAAACUUGAGAAGCGUGUGGAGCAGUGUGCGGCGGAGGAGGCGUUUGAGGAAGCGGCUCUGCUGAGCGCCGAGCUAGAGCAGCUUGGCGCACAGCUGGCGGAGCUCGAUGGGGCGCCAGUGCGGCUGCUAGCAUCGCUUUGCGCACGGCGUGAUGCAGCGGUGGAGGUGGUGCGUUCGCUUGCGCGGCUGUUGCGGCGGCAUCGACAGGAGCUCAUUGACUCCAAGGACGGCGCGGACCGGCGUGUGAGGAAGUUUAUUCAAGAAGUGACGCGCAGUCUGGAGACGCGCAGGGAGGAGGUGGGCGCCGCCAUUGAGCAGGCGAAGCGUCUGGAGGAGAGCGCGAGGCGGGAGCAAACAGGCCUCAGGGAAAGAAGGGCGGCGUUAAGGGAAAAGAUGCUGCGGCAAAGCGAGGAGCUGCGGACACUGCAGGGGCGGGUUUCGCAAGAAAAGAUGGAGGUGGACGCUGAGAUUGCUGCGCUGGAGGCAAAACUUGCCACACUGCGUCGGACAAGCGCGGAGAAGGCGGCGGAACUGCAGGAAGUGACGUCAACUCUGCUGCGAGUGGAGGCCGAGCAGGAGUCGAUGGAGCGCGACAUUGACAACUUUCUCAACGAGGAGGAGGAUCGCGUACGCGUGGCUGCCGCCAACCUGGAGCAGCUUCAGCAGGAGAGCGACGUGCUGCGGGCGGAGGCGGAGGCGUUUGACGCCAAGCGAGACUCGUUGUUAUCGGAGCUGCAGGAUUGUGUGACGCGAAUCGACGUCUAUGAGCAGCGCCAGACGCUGCUCGAGAGAGAGACCCUUUCGGAUUUGCAGAAGUACACCAACGCCGUGGUGGAGCUCCUGCGGAUGCGGAAUGCCGGCCGCGGCGUCCUGUUCACCGCGCCCUCGUUGACAUCGUGUGGCGCGGCGGCGGCGGGGAACACGCACGAGGCGGCGGAGGCGGAGGAGGAAGAAGAGGAGACGCCUCUCUCGCAUGUGAACCGACUGCGGAGGCAGCUGUCCACGCUCAACGCGGAAGACGAGACAAGCGAGGCGCUGGUCGCGUCGCUUGGGGUGCAGCUGGCGGAGACGCGAAACAACAUCCCGCUUCUAGAGGCGGCGAAGAAGGCGGCGGCGGCGGCACUGCGCUUCAAGGAGGCCCAGCUCAAGGCGGACGAGAUACGCCGUCAAACGGCGUCGAUGGCUGGACUCACCGCCGCUAUCGAUGCCGCUCAGGAGCGAAUUCGGGCAAACGCUCUAGAACGUUCCUCGCUGCAGCAGCAGCUAACCCAGGAGCGUGCCAAGGCGGCGGCGCGGGCGCGAGGGUUUCUUGCGCGAUACCGUGACGCACUUGAGGCGGCGGCGAUGGUCACAUCCGCAACUGCCACGCCGAACCUCUUGCAGCUUGCGGCCGAGGAUGCGGGCCACGAUGAACUGGCGGAGGCCAUGCAACGACUGAUGACCACGCUGCAGCAGGAGUGCUCGGAGGCGGCGUUGCCGGACCGAGCAGAGGAGGGUAACGACGGUGUGAUUGGCUCGCCGGAGGCAGUGCCCAAAGAGACGACAGCGAGCAUGAUGAAUGAAAAGUUGGGCGAGCAGGGAGCUUAA
This is a messenger RNA of Trypanosoma conorhini, 2877 nucleotides long. RefSeq lists its product as uncharacterized. The record is from RefSeq and is a predicted model, not a curated record. The coding region runs from base 1 to 2877 and encodes 958 amino acids. The transcript has a single exon. NCBI's taxonomy places the organism in Eukaryota, Euglenozoa, Kinetoplastea, Trypanosomatida, Trypanosomatidae.